Molecule: messenger RNA, 942 nt
Organism: Gopherus flavomarginatus (Mexican gopher tortoise)
Lineage: Eukaryota; Metazoa; Chordata; Testudines; Testudinidae
Product: olfactory receptor 52K2-like
Exons: 1
Coding region: 1-942 (313 amino acids)
Biological process (GO): G protein-coupled receptor signaling pathway
Cellular component (GO): membrane
Molecular function (GO): G protein-coupled receptor activity; olfactory receptor activity
Source: RefSeq, a predicted model, not a curated record
AUGGCACCUUCAAACUGGACCAUGACCCACCCCUCCACCUUCAUCCUCCUCGGCAUCCCAGGGCUGGAGGUGGCACACGUCUGGAUCUCCAUCCCCUUCUGCUCGGUCUACAUUCUGUCCCUCCUGGGGAACGGCCUCCUCCUGGCUGUUAUCAAGACUGAACCGAGCCUCCAUGAGCCCAUGUACCUUUUCCUUUCCAUGCUGGCGCUCGCUGACCUGGUCAUAUCCACCACCACCCUGCCCAAAACCCUCUGCAUUUUCUGGUUCAGGGACCAGGCCAUUCACACCAAUGCUUGCCUGGCCCAGAUUUAUUUGAUUCACUCAAUUAGUACCAUGGAGUCUGGGUUCAUGCUGGCCAUGGCCUUCGAUCGCUAUGUCUCUAUCUGUAACCUGCUGCUACACUCAGCCAUCCUGACCAAUCAGGUUGUAGCCAAGAUAGGGCUGGGUAUUGUGAUGAGGGGGGCUGUGUUACUGGGCCCACACCCAUUCUUGCUGCAGCGGCUCCCAUACUGCAGGACCAAUGUCAUUUCUCACACCUAUUGUGAGUUCAUGGCACUGGUGAAACUGGCCUGUGCAGACACAAUGGUUAUGAGUGCCCAUAGUCUAGUUGUGGCAUUUCUCACCGCGGGGUUAGAUUUUAUCCUCAUUGUCCUCUCCUUAAUCCUGAUUCUUCGGGUUGUUUUCAGACUCUCCUCCAAGGAGGCACGGCGCAAGUCCCUCAGCACCUGCGGCUCCCACGUCUGUGUCCUGCUGGUGUUUUACACUCCUGCGUUCUUCUCCUUCCUCUCCCACCUCUUCGGCCACGUGGCUCCCCACGUUCACAUCCUCAUCGCUAACAUGUACCUGCUCUUCCCUCCCAUGACGAACCCCAUCAUCUACGGGGUGAGAACCCCGGGGAUCCGGCAGAGGAUGCUCCACAUCUUGGGCGUCAAACCAGCCUGA